UACAAUUUGUCUGCAACUUCUAAUUCGCUGCGGGUAUUUUUUUUUAUUGUGUUUGUUGUUACAUAUAAUCCGAUCAAUUUCGAUCGUUCGUUGACAAAGCAGUGUGUUUUUGCUCUGUUCGUUAGAGCUUUGUUUUGGCCAAGUUCCGUGAAACUGCGCCAAUUAAACGUUUCGUUUGCGCCACUCUGUGCUUUCGGUUUUCGGCCCAUUUUCUUCCGUUUUCGUUUCGUUUUUGCUUCCACUUGGAAUUGCGUUCGCGAGGGGAUGAAGGAAAAGGGGAGGAGAGGAGACUCCCGACAAAAGUGCAUCCCUCGUCCCGUGCGUGUUUGUGCGUGUGUGCUGGUACUAGUGCUAGUACUAGUGCCAAUGCAAUUGUAGCUGAGCGCGCUCAUAAAAAUCAAAAGUAUAUUUAGAUAUACAUGUAUAUAUAAUAAUCGGAUAAGUUUUCUCGUUUCGCUCGCCCGUGCUCAUGUGUGUGAGUAUUUAAAUCAGUAAUAUCACAACAGAGGGGGCCUGUUUGCCUGUGUGUGCGGAGCGCGCUGCGUUUUGUUGUUGAGUGCGAGCGGGAGGGACAGCGUACGGAGAGAGAGAAACAGAGCUGCAACAACAGCAUUAGCAGCAGCGAUGACUACCAGUCGCUGCACUGGCAUAGCGCUGCCGGGAAGUGUUUUGGGAUGCGUCCUCGUCCAUGUCUGCUAGGACCACAUUUGUCACCGAGCGGCCGAGCAAAAGCUGCUCCACGGCCAAAGGGUCACGAGAGUGACCGCAAAGAACCAUCCAAGAGACAUCGAAGAUCGGGGACGUCUCCAAUAUAGUCACAAUGCAGCGCUUUCGCAACCAGGAGCCGAGCCCGUCGCAUUACAGUGAUGGCGACGUGGUCUGGGUGAAAUUACACAACACAGAGAUCUGGUGGCCCGGCGAGGUGACCUUGUCACAGGACUUCCGGUUCGUCGACUGCAGCCGUCCACCGUUCGCAGUUGUGGCGUUUUUCAACGAAAAAACCUUCGAGCAAGUCAAAUCACCGAAACAGAUUUACCCCUUCCAAUGUUCUCAAAAAGAGGAGUUAAUCAAACGCGGCACCAAAAAGGCUGAUGGAAUGCACAUGGGCGACAAGUUCAGAGAUGAUGUGGCAAUCGCCGAGUCGCGCUACCACCGGCAGCAGCUCUCCGGGUUGCACGCGACGGCAUUGUCCGUGCUGGAGGGCAGCAGUAACUGCAACAGCAACAGCAACAGCAUCAGCAACAGCAAUAGCAAUAGCAACCGGCCGGAUAGCCUCAUCAAGGCCCUCCUCUCGAGCGGCAACAGCAGCAGUCUGCACAACAGCAGUGCGCCCAGCAGUGCAGUGCCUUCGCCAGCGGGUCGAGUAAGUAGCUCGUCGAUGGCAUCGCCCCAAGCCGUUGAUGAUAAUGCCGUAUUCCGACAGAAGGAGCCCACGAUUCGCAUCAUGGACAUUGGAGGCGGUGGCGCAGCGGCCGCACCGCGUGGCCGUGGCCUGAACGAGGCCAGCUACGAGUGCAACAUGUGCAGCUUUCGCACCAACAGCAUGAGUGUGCUGCUCAUCCACCGCCGCGCCCACUUGGAGACCAGCAGCAGCUUCAGCAGCUUUAGCAGCAAUAGCAACAGUACCAUCGACACCAACACCAACAUUGUUCGAAAGACGCGGGCAGCGCGACGAGCCCACACCACCAACAUGCUGGAUCUGCGGCAUCUGGCGGGUCGCCGGAGCCGCGACAGCACGCACUUCGACAAGAACUCGGUGCGCUGCCACUCGCGCCACGUGUCCAUCGUGGUGGACGCCUCGCUGACGGACGAGGAGAAGCAGAGGGUGGCCAGCAUUGCCAAGCUGACGAUGGAGAGCAUUGAGCGCGUGGUGCAUCCCGGUGACACCAGUCCCUCCUCCGCUUCCGCCUCCGCCUCUGCCUCCUCGUCGCCGGAGAUCAUCGCCGUGUCGGAGAGUUCACGACGCAGCCUUGUAAAUCCACGGGAUCCGCGCAGCCAGCGCUCCAAUCAACUGCGAGCCACCAUGCCCGCCCCAGAGUCGCCGCCGGCCAAACAGCGCCGCCUAACGCGCUCCAUGAGUCGCCGUCAGAGGGGCGCCUCGCCAGAAGGCAGCUCGCCGGAGCUGCUGCCGCCCCCGACUCCACGCCGCCGUGGAGCUAGACGGUGCACACUGGCUGCCGCCACCCCCACGGCCACCACCAGCAGCGAGCAGGUCACAGCGCCCAGGCGUGGCAAUCCCUUAAGGAAAACGCUGACGACACCGCCCAGCAGCGUGGAGAAAUCAUCUCGAAGCGCAGGAUGGCGAAAGCGAGCGCUCUCUAGGAACAGGGCGCCGAUCGCUGGUGCCGAUCUGCAUCCUUCGCUGCCUUCGCCAUCGCCACCGCCUUCGCCGCCAGUGCGGCCACUUCCACCCGAAGUGAUUGCCGAGCCAGAGCUACCAGCCAGAGCCAGAGCCAGAGCCGGGUCCGGUCCAUCGCACGCGCCGCUUCCACCGCCGCCUGCUGUCGACCCACAAUCGAAAGUGAAUCUCCCGCAUCCGCAGAACAGCUCGGCCGCCUCCUUGCAGCUGCACCUCAGUCUGCUGGCCGAGUGGUGCGACGACGAGAUGGACGAAUCGCUGGAGGAGCCACCACAGCCGCAGCCACAGUCGCAGUCACAGACGAAGACACAGACGGUGGAUAAGGCUGGCAAGGCAGUGGUCGAACAGCCAGCAACGACAGCACCAGCAACAAGGCAGCAAUUGGAGGAGGAGGAGAAUCGCGAACGGGAGCAGGAACAGGAGAAGACUGACGGCGUGGCUGCCAAGAAGCGCAUACGCAACAUACCAAAGAAGGAUCGGCGCGACGUAGUUCUGCAGGAGUUCGACGUGGACAGCCAGCUGGAGGAGGCUGACGAGCCGAUUGUCAUCCAGGACAGCGAUGCCAGCUCGAACGAGAGCGUUGUGUUCGUGGAGGACGAGCCAAGGCAGCGUGCAAAAGGGGCGGCCUCUCAUCCGCAGCCCAAUGGCAAUGGUAAAGGUAAUGGCAAUGGCAAUGGCAAUGGGAAUGAGAAGGCCAAAACCGCGGCCAAGGUGGCCAUACCUUCUUGCUUUGAUUUCGAAGAGGACGAGGAUCUGCAGCAACAGCAGCAGCUGGAGGGCCAAAAUGGACUAAGCUAUAGGCGCCGCACCAAUACCAAUCGCACCGAUGCCAAUGAUGCCAAUGGCAAGGGCCAUUCGGAGGAGGAGGAGGAGCAAAAAGAGGAGACGGAAGAGGAGACGGAAGAGGAGACGGAAGAGGAGACGGAAGAGGAGGCGGAAGAGGAGACGGAAGAGGAGGCGGAAGAGGAGGCGGAAGAGGAGACGGAAGAGGAGACGGAGGAGGAGACGGAAGAGGAGACAGAAGAGGAAGAGCCUGCGCAGGGCGACAUCUCCUUCGACGAACUGUUCUUGGGCUUCGAAGACGUCCCGGAGUCGUCGACAAAUGCGGCCGUGGCGGUGGAAACGGAGCCCCAAGCAGAGGCAGAGCCUCAGCCACCUGUAGAGCAGGUGGAGCACAAGAUGGUGGAUGCCGUAGAGCCCGCAGCAGCAACGGCAGCAGCAGCAACGGCAGCAGCAGCCGCAGAGACCGAAGCCGAGCCCGGAGAUCAUUUGAGCCUGCCAAUCAAAGAGCGACAAAAGCGCAUAUUUAAGUCGCGGAACAAGUCCACAAUGGCAGCAGGAGGACAGGAAGAGGACAUGAUGCCAGCCUCGAUGGUUGCCGUGUUGACCAGCGACGACGAGGCGGUGGAGGUGAAGAAGGCUGUGGUCACAGCGCCUCUCCAGCAGGACACUGUAAACUGUGCCAGCCUGCAUCUUAUCAAUGGGCAAAAGAGUGCGAUGAACAGCCAUACAAACAGCAGCGAGGGCGUUAUGGAAAGUAAGGAGAGCAGCCGGAGCAGCAAGCGCCGCACCACAUCAAAGACUGAAUCCUCCCGUCGACCGCAGCGACACUCGAAGGCGCGUCCACAGAGUCACUCGCCGGAACACGAUGAGCUGAGCGACAACAGCAGCAACAGCAACAGCAGCAACAGCAGCGGCAGCAGUAACAGCAACAGCAACACCAGCAGCCAAAGCAAUGGCAAUGGCAACAUGUCCAGCGGCAGCUCUAGCUCGGAUUCGCACGGCAUUGGAACGCUGUCCCCGGAGCCCAGCUCCAGCAACAGCUGCUCCAUAGCCUCCAACAUUGCGGUCAUCUCGGCGGAGGAGGCGCGCGAGCUGCAGCGAUCCGCCUCGGGCGCCGGCCUCAUCCACGCGGCCAUCGUGGACGCCACCCAGCCGGUCCAGCGUGGAGGCGUGCUCAUUCUGGAGGACAUUCGGCUGCCCAACUUGUACGAGCCCUUCGGCGGCAGCCUGCACUCGUCGGACAGCAAUGGCAGUCGCAGUCGCAGUCUACAGCCGAACUCCUCGCGGCCGCACGACCAGGACGACGAACAGUCGCAGGAUACUACGCAGCAUACGGAGCGGCAGGCAACGAAUCAAGUGCAGGUGGCCCAGGUGGCGCAGGAGGAGGAGGAAGAAGAGAUGGAGGAAGGCGAAGCUGGAGCGGAAUGUCGGGAUGAAGAGCAGCAUCUGCUUGAUGAUGGCCAAGUAGCAGAGCAGGUACAGGAACAACAGCAGGAACAAAAGCAACCGGAGCAACUGGAGCAACCGAAACAGGAAGAGGAACAGAAUCAGGUCAAGAAGACGGAACCCACCGCCUAUAUGGACAUGUCCAACUGUUCCCCGGCUCGGCACUCGCCCGAGGCGGUUCGCUCCCUGCCGCAGCCCCGUGAGGUGCUCCUCAAGAAGCGCGAGCAGGAGCUGCUGCGCCAGUACGAAGCCGACCUGGUCAGCGGGCGGACUGCGGAGAAGUGUCGCCUGGUCCGAGCGCGCUGGAGCCGGCCAAUGCCAUCCGUCGAGGAAGAGGACCAAACAAAGGAGCUGGGCCAGGGCGAGAAGACGGCUGCGGCAAACGACGACGAGGAACUCCAGAUGGAUCUCCAGCCAAUGGAGACCGAGUCCCCGGUGGACCAGGAGCUGGCAGCCGUUGAGUUGGCCCUACCAGGUGUCACGUUGGCCCCGUCAGCGCGCCGCGCCGACAGCUACCCGCCGGUCAGUUCCAUGGUCAUGAUCACGAACACGUACAAGCGCAGGCACUUCAGCUGCGCACCCGCUCUGAGCUAUGUGGACGUGGCCAGGGCCCACCAGCAGCUGGUGGAUCUGCGCGGGCACCAGCGUCUGCGCUACACCCCAAUCCCAGUCCCAGCCCCAAACCCAGCACCAAACACAAUCCCAAGUGCCACAACGCCACCCACAUCCACAGUCACCACUCCGCCGACCACGCUGCUGCAGGCCGCCAACGCUGGUGGCCAACGAAGACAGCGUCGCCGCUCGAGGAACGCCGCCAGUGGAAGUGACCAUUUGGGGAGGGAACGGGAAAGGGAGAGGGAGAGGGAGAGGGACAGGGAGAGGGAGAGGGAGAGGGAGAUGGAGAGCAGCUCGCGCAGCGACGUCGCCGAGGAAUCGUCGUGCGAGACCACCAAGGAUGGCCAGGAGAGCCCCGAUAACCCGCCUCAACUGUGCGCUGGACGCAUCUGCGCCGUGACGACUCGCCCGAUCCCGGGCUACAGCCACACGUUCAUGCUCUGUUCGCUGAACAACAACAACUUCACGCCGCUGAACAACGUGGCCCUGUACCUGGACAACGAGAAGAACCACCUGGUGCCGGUGCCGCGGGAGGCACUGCUGGAGCCGCCGCGCCUGGCCGACGGCCAUCCACUGUCCGCCGUCUUCGCGGACAUUGACUUUCUGGGCGGAGAGGCGGUUGCCCAGGUGGUGGAGCCAUCGGAAACGGAUAUGGAGGUGGAUGGCGAUGGCGAUGGCGAUGGGGAGGAUCUCAACCAGGAUCCGGAUCAGGAUCAUGACCAGGUCGGUCGGCAUUUGUCGCCGCAAAUUCUGCUUAGCGAGGCAGAGAACGGCGGCGACGACGACGGCAACGCGGGGCCAAUGGACACGAUGGACACGAUGGGCAUUAUGACGCCACUCAGCCAGGUGGCCGAGGGAAGCGCCCUGGCUGCCGGCAGCUAUGUGAACGAGGAGGAGGAACUGUCCCUGCACGAAGAACAGCUGCAGGCUAAUGUACUGCAGCUGAACGUGAACGGGCACCGCUUGGAGCUGGAUCCCUCGGUGCUGUUCAGCAUUGCCGAGCAGCCGGACUCGUGCAUCGAACUGAAUGUCACCGACGCGGGCGGAGGAUCCAGUGGCUCCGGCCUCGCAGUGCUGCACGCCCGCGAUAUCCUGCAGGCGGCGCAGGUUUACCUGCAGGAGCGCGACCUGCAGCUGGUCAACGUGGAGGAUAUGACGCUGGACGAUGAGGACACGGAUGCGCCGGCUGGCUCCCACGGCCACGGCCACGCCACUGAUCUGCUCUCGCAGGCGCUGGCCGGUGCUGGCCAGGUGGUGGCCGACUCCGACGACUAUGUGACCGCAGCAGCCAACGCUGGCGUUGGCCUGCUCCACAUCGACACCCGCACGGGUGCCAGCCUGCUGCAUGUCGGCGACGAUGACGAUGACGACGACGGACCCGGCAGUGUGGUGUUCAUCUCGAACCCCCUGCCACCACCGCCGCAGACCGUCCACCUCACGCCUCCGAUCACGGCGCGCACCAACGAGACGAACGCGCUGCUCGACCAGACGCCCAUCAUGUCCACGCUGGAGAAUCCAAGCGGCAUGCUGUUCCGCCGCGUCUCGCCGGACGUCGAUGGCAACCUGGAGGACAGCCUGGCCUCCGUCAUUGGCGUGACGAACGGCAGCGGCGUGCCCACCUCGCUGGAGCUGCCCAUCACGGUCACCAAUCCGGCGAUAGCCUCGCGGAUGGCGGCCCCCGUCGCCGACAUCCUGCAGUUCGCUCCCUUUCAGUAGAUGUGUGGGUGUGGGUGGGGACACAAGGCACAGUCCAUCCAGGCGAACGUUUUUGAUUUGCCUUUGUAGAUGCAGAUGCAGAUGCAGAUUCAUAUGCAUUUGACAUUUGACAUUUGAAAUGUGUUUUUUUUUUUUUGUGCGCCGAAGAGAGUGUACCUCUUGUUAGUUAAAUUAACACGAAAUUAGAAUUAAGAAGAGACGACGACAUUGCGCCAAUGAAUGCCAAUGAAGAUAUGUAGUUGCCUAAUCGACUAGCACCUAAGUCUGGGAUUCACAUUGACUUACAUUGCAAAUGUAGGAUCGGGAAAUGAGUCCCAUUAGCACGUAAGAGAUUUAAACAACUAUUGGAUAGAUAUGCGUACGCAUAAGUAGUGCAAGCUACAGAACUGAUCAGAAAAGAUCAGACCACACCAGACAAAGCUGAACAAAAAGCCAACCAGGAGGAUGUAUCGUGUGAUCGAUGCCCGGGACCCGGCACCAAAGCAAAAACAUACGACACGUAACAGAACAUAGAAAACAGAACAUGCAACACUGCAUAUGGGACUAUAUAGGAGUAGGACUAAAAGUAGACGCAUGUGUGCAGGAAGCACGUUUAUAUUUAACGACACUAAAUGACUAUACCAAUGUGUGUAAGAUAUGUCAGUCUCUAAGCUAACAACUUGUGUAAAGUGUGCCCUGAAUGAAGGGCAGACCGAAGCUGCCCAGCUUGGGCAACUAUUAAAAUAAAGGCAACCCCACGUGCUACAAAA
Drosophila gunungcola (fruit fly) is the source of this 7668-nucleotide messenger RNA. RefSeq names its product pneumococcal serine-rich repeat protein. The transcript has 5 exons. The record is from RefSeq and is a predicted model, not a curated record. Lineage: Eukaryota; Metazoa; Arthropoda; Insecta; Diptera; Drosophilidae. The coding region runs from base 821 to 6919 and encodes 2032 amino acids.